AUGGCAGCAGUGUACCGCGCCGCUCAAGCAGCAGGUGUGCGCUUCUUCCUGGGCGGGCAAGGUACAGUUGAUGGAUUUGUCUACGUGAGCACCUCGACCGGAAGCAAGUGCGCGGGUAUCCGGACAAAGAAUGGCCACUUCCACUCCUCGGCUCUGGUCAUUGUCACAGCUGGCGCAGGAGUCAAUUAUUUUGUUCCUCAGCUCGGAACUCAAGUCGUGGCCAAGUUGUGGUCUGUUGCACAUGUGCACCUCACUGAUGAAGAGACAUCUGCUCUUCGCGGCAUUCCUGUCACCUAUGCCCGUGAUCUGGGAUUUUUCUUUGAACCCGACCCGAAGACGAACCUGUUGAAGCUGUGUCCAAUGGGUGGUGAUUACACCAACACUGAUCCCAAGACUGAUGUCUCACAUGCACCAGAGAAUUUGAAGGAAAGUGCUUUCCUACCGGAAGAUGAUGAGAAACAGUUGAGGAAGCUCUUGGCUUAA
Messenger RNA from Penicillium maclennaniae, 483 nucleotides. Its product is annotated as FAD dependent oxidoreductase. Lineage: Eukaryota; Fungi; Ascomycota; Eurotiomycetes; Eurotiales; Aspergillaceae. The transcript has a single exon. Gene Ontology annotation, molecular function: sarcosine oxidase activity; saccharopine oxidase activity; flavin adenine dinucleotide binding. Bases 1 to 483 code for a protein of 160 amino acids. The record is from RefSeq and is a predicted model, not a curated record.